AACUUUUAAAGUCUUCAAGCAACAAAUGGAUGAGUGAGUUGAUCUGUUUUACGUGGAGCAGGAUUGGCAGCCUCUUUAAGCAUACAUCUCAAGAAUGUCGCAAUUCCAGUUUCAUAGUAUGGUGUCGGAGGUGACACGGAUGGAUGGGGAGAUUAAAAAGGGUCCAAAGAUGAGAUGGCAGAGAAAAGCUGAAGAAUCUGGAUUAACUUAUCUCCAAGUGGGAGCUGAGCCCAGAGGACCUCUGUCUCCAUGGAAACCAAGAUCUGCCAAAACACCAUCUGGCAUCACUCCAAAGACGCCAUUGUCACCUAGUAAAACUCUCACAUUCCCAUCAUCAAACAAGACACCUGGGAAGACUCAGCCCCAAGGGAAACACCCAUCAAAAACUCCAAACAAGACGCCAGGCAAACAACCUCAACCAAAACAGGACAGGUUUAUUCCAAACCGGGCCACCACAGACAUUGACAUGAGUCACUAUGCUAUGAUGAAUGACAAGAAUGAUGAGAACACACCACCGCCUAAAACUGGCUACCACCAGCAGCUAAACGAGGCACUUAGCAAAGGGCAGAAUCCUCAGAAUGCAAAGGUGCUCAGCUUCAAGGACAAAGCACCAGAAGCCUCAGCAGGCCAUCUCAACAACCUCAAGGUAUUAUACAGUUCUAGUAAAUCAGCUGUUCCCAAGUGUUCCACGACACGUUUCAUCCCGCAGCAGCCGGACCGGAUCCUGGAUGCACCAGAGCUACUGGACGAUUACUACUUAAACCUGCUGGACUGGUCGAGUAACCAUCUAGCCGUAGCACUGGGAGGAGCUGUGUAUUUGUGGAAUGCCUCAGAUGGGUCCAUUGUCCAGUUGAUGGAAAUGACCAGUACUGAUGAUUAUGUGUCAUGUGUGUCAUGGAUAAAGGAAGGAAACAUUUUGGCUGUAGGCACAAAUAUGGGAAACACUCAGCUUUGGGAUGCUGAAAAACAGAAAUUGGUGAGAACCAUGCCUGGUCAUUCAUCUCGUGUAGGUUCUCUUGCAUGGAACACAUUCAUCCUCAGUAGUGGAGCACGGUCUGGUAUAGUGCGUCAUCAUGAUGUACGAGUGGCUGAUCAUCACGUCGGCACAAUGUCCAAUCACACACAGGAGGUUUGCGGGCUCAGCUGGUCGCAUGAUGGGCGUUAUCUUGCUAGCGGUGGUAAUGACAACCUGCUGAACAUCUGGGAUAACAACAUGUCACACGAGUCUGUGCCAGUACACACCUUCACACACCAUCAGGCAGCAGUCAAGGCGCUGAGUUGGUGUCCAUGGCAAGCUGACCUGUUGGCCAGUGGAGGAGGAACAGCAGACAGACAUAUUCGUUUUUGGAAUGUUUCCACUGGAUCCUGUUACAACUCUGUGGACACUAAUUCUCAGGUUUGCUCUAUCUUAUGGUCAAAAGAACACAAAGAACUCAUCUCUGGACAUGGCUACUCACAGAACCAGCUGACCAUCUGGAAAUACCCAACAAUGACAAGAGUGGCCGAACUUACAGGACAUACAGCGAGAGUGUUGUGUCUGACAAUGUCACCAGAUGGCACCACAGUAGCUAGUGCUGCAGCCGAUGAAACUAUCCGACUCUGGAAAUGCUUUGAUGCUAAACCAACAGCAGCCAACACAAAAUCCAACAAGGACACAAGUAGCUUUGGCCAGAUGCGUGCUGGAAUACGUUAACCUUCGGCACAGUCCAGUCAUCUGAGAAUAGAUUAAACUUCUGCUUAUAUGAAUAUUGGAAUGUUUAAAAUUCUCCACAGAAGCUUUCAUGGGGAAAUGUGAAGCAUAAUGAUACAACUGUGAUGCAACUGUUCUAGCGAUUUACCAUGGUUGUGUUUCUGUAAAUGGCAGAAUAAGUUUAGUUUCCUGGUACUCUGAAACCAGUCCGAUCAAACCCUUGUGAAAGCUGAGAGGCUGAGCGUAGGUAGAUUAAAACCUAAUGCAGACACCAACAGUCUAUCAAUGUCAUAUGUCAGUUAUUAAUCUUGAUUUCACCAAUGAAUUGGAUGCUUAUAUGUCUAAUUGUGCAUGUUAAGGUCUCAUUUUUAGGAAAGUGGGGCAUUUUCUAUAUAAGUCUUCCCAAUUUUUGAAAAAAAUGACAUUUAAGGGAUAUUUUCUGAAACAAUUAGAUAUUUGACAGAUUUUCCUGAAGCAAUUUCACUUGAACUGAAGCUGUAAAUAGUUGAACGUUGUAUAUAUUUACUAACACAAUGGCAUUUUAUGAUGUACAUUUGUAAACAGUUCCUGAAACAGUUUGACAUUUUAUAUGAAUUUGACCUUCACUGAAACAAUGUGACACUAAAAACAGCUAACACUGUAAUAGAUUGUACAUAUAGCUAAAGGUUUGAAUACGAAUCCACAUUAGUUUUGUUUGGAUAGAUAUUUUGAGAUUUUAUAACAUUACAGAUAUAUCUGGUAAAUAACAUAGAAAUCCAUACCUGUUAAUGACCUAGCUGUGUCUGAAGGUUAUGAUGGACAAAGAGAAUUGACCUUUGACCUGUACAUAUUCAAGAUUGCUUGAUCUCCAUCAAGGCCUGAUAUUCUGUAAUAAAAUCUCCAUUGAGGUGAAGCCACGAAAGAAAUGCUACAUAAUGUCAGUCUGGGACUGAGAUUAAUCAACCAGAAAGAACUCCAGGUAAUGGACUCCAUUUCCUAUAUACAAAGAAGCAAAAUUUCAUAAUCACAAAUUACAAUGAAAUAUUUUUACCUG
Messenger RNA from Pecten maximus, 2723 nucleotides. Its product is annotated as cell division cycle protein 20 homolog. The coding region runs from base 95 to 1693 and encodes 532 amino acids. Gene Ontology annotation, cellular component: anaphase-promoting complex. The record is from RefSeq and is a predicted model, not a curated record. Gene Ontology annotation, molecular function: protein binding; anaphase-promoting complex binding; ubiquitin ligase activator activity. Gene Ontology annotation, biological process: positive regulation of anaphase-promoting complex-dependent catabolic process; anaphase-promoting complex-dependent catabolic process; positive regulation of ubiquitin protein ligase activity. Lineage: Eukaryota; Metazoa; Mollusca; Bivalvia; Pectinida; Pectinidae. The transcript has 11 exons.